GUGUAUAUGUGUGUCCAUGCACACGCUACGCGCGUGCGUGGAUGCGCGUGCGCGCAGGCGGAGGAUCCGAGCCGUGUACAGUGCAGCAGGCAGGCAGGCACGAGCCGCUGGGCGCGCAGGAGAAGCCGCAAACGCAUUUGAGCAGCCGCUACACCGGAGACCGCGCGCGGACAGCACAGGGCAGCCCGGGAACUUGAGUGUGCACGAGGCCAGAGAUCCAAAAUGGGAGGCAAGCUCAGCAAAAAGAAGAAGGGAUACAACGUAAACGAUGACAAGGCAAAAGACAAGGAUGCCAAAGCAGAGGGGGCCUCGGCCGAGGAGAGCGAAGCACCGAAGGACAACAAAGACGAGGCCCCGGCCGCCACCGACACUAAGGAGGUAGCAAACGACACGGCGGCCAAGGAGGCGCCGGCAGCGGACGCCGCAGCGCCCAAAGAGGAGGAAAAGAACGCCACUCCCGCCGCAAAGGAGCCCGAGAAGCCUGCCGCCAACGCCGAGCCCAAAACAGAGGCGCCCAAGAGCGCAGAGCCCGCCAAGGCUGAGGAGAAACCAGCUGCCGCCGCCGCGGCCCCGGCUAAAGAAUCGGCCCCGGCCGCCAAGGAACCCGAAGCUAAAGCCGCGGCACCUGCCCCGGCGGCUGAGAGCAAAGAUGAGGCCGACGCCAAAAAGACUGAGGCCCCCGCGGCACCAGCAGCCAAAGCCGAGGCGGCCCCCGUUGCAUCCCCUGACCCCAAGCCCACAGAGGCGGCGACGGCGGCGGCUCCCGCACCAGCAAAGGAGGCCGCCGCAGCCCCUAGUUCAACACCAGCCGCCGAGCCUCCCGCCAAGGAGGCGAACGCCACAGAGGCGCCAAGCAAGGAUCAAACCGUAGCAGUUCAAGAUUAAUGGACAGCUUCUUUUCGGAAAUGAAUACAAUUACAAAAAGUACCUAAUUCAACGACGAUGAAGAUUAAAAAAGAAAAAAGAAAAAAUGAAAUCAACUAGCCCGUCCAUAUUAUAAUAAUAACAACAACAAUAAUGAUGGUAAUUGUAAUGAUAAUGAUUUGAUUGAUUGAGGAGGACUGGAGCAACCACCUGGGGAAGUUACCCACCGCCGCAGAUGAUUAUUGCCAUUAUUAUUGUUAUGUUUUAUUCUAUUUUUUCUGCUGUAGUAUUUGAACUUUGAUACGAGUCUGUGUCGGCCCUGAGCCUCGCCAUUCCACAUCCGUCAUCUCUCUCCUCCUUCACAUGUCAAGGCGUUGAACACGACUCCCAUCUCGGCUCCGUAGGCCUGCGUUCAAACAUUCACCUGCACCCUCGGCUCUGUGGACACCAUGAUAUCAAAAUGUUUGGGGGGAAAUAGGACAUAGGGAAGAAGGGGGGGGGGGGGUUUGAGAAAUCACUUCACCAGCCGUCUUCCCAUUGAAUCAGUCCACUCUUCAGCCCUCCCCCUUCCACUCAUCCACCUCUUCACAGUGUCAUGCUCUCCUCCUUGUACCUACAAUUCGUCUCAGACGUGAAAUAGAGGUUGUGUCCUUUCUAAAAGAAAACCUAGCUCCCUCUGUCAUUAUUGUUGGGUUGUGUUGCUACCCAUUUUCCUCUUGGGGUUACACGCCAAAUUCUCUGUACCUCUAAAAAAUGAUAAAUCUU
Molecule: messenger RNA, 1629 nt
Organism: Etheostoma cragini (Arkansas darter)
Lineage: Eukaryota; Metazoa; Chordata; Actinopteri; Perciformes; Percidae
Gene: basp1
Product: brain abundant, membrane attached signal protein 1
Exons: 2
Coding region: 223-885 (220 amino acids)
Source: RefSeq, a predicted model, not a curated record